Messenger RNA from Cervus elaphus (red deer), 2352 nucleotides. Its product is annotated as zinc finger protein 350. Gene Ontology annotation, molecular function: RNA polymerase II cis-regulatory region sequence-specific DNA binding; DNA-binding transcription repressor activity, RNA polymerase II-specific. The record is from RefSeq and is a predicted model, not a curated record. The coding region runs from base 375 to 2120 and encodes 581 amino acids. The transcript has 6 exons. Lineage: Eukaryota; Metazoa; Chordata; Mammalia; Artiodactyla; Cervidae. Gene Ontology annotation, biological process: negative regulation of transcription by RNA polymerase II.
GGCCAGCUUCUGGGGCAAAGACGCAUCCCUGGGUAUUCUGUACGUCAGGUGUGCCAACAUGGCUGCUCCCAAGGGGCCGCGGUGAGCUGGGCGCAGACAUAUUGCUUCUCUAGGACGUACCGGAAGUCGGGUCCUCAGCUCCUGCACAUCCCAGAUCCACCUCGGCUUCCGUAGACAGUUCUGGAGGUCAAAGCAGUUCACGGAAGCACGACGUUGUUUAGGCGGUUGGUCAGACUGAGGAAAAUCAAGUCCUGAGUCCCCGGAAGCAAAAGAAUCAGUUGAAGGAGGAAGAAGUUACAGGAUUUGGUAGCAGCAUUUUCUUGGGAUAUGCUUGAUUGAAGACAAGUUUCAGAACAGAAAUUGAGAGCAGAUCCAUGAGACACAUCAACAGAGCCUCCCGGUUGCCAGGUGUUUUCAGAGAACAGAAGAAAAUGAUUCAGGCCCAGGAAACCCUCACAUUUGACGACGUGGCCGUGGCCUUCACGUGGGAAGAGUGGCAGCUCCUGGCCCCUGCUCAGAAGGCCCUGUACCGGGACGUGAUGCUGGAGAACCACAGCAACCUGGUGUCCGUGGGUUUUCAAGCAAGCACACCAGAGGUACUCUCCAAAUUGGAUCAAGGAGAACCAUGGACGAUGGAUGAUGAAGUCCACUGUCGAACCCGUUCAGGCAAGAUUUGGAUGGAGUUAGCCAUUCACUUCUCCAGGGUUCUCCCCGACCCAAGGAUUGAACCUGUGUCACUUAUGUCUUCUGAAUUGGCAGGCAGAUUCUUUACCGCUAAAGCCACCUGGGAAGCCCUAACUCUUGGCUACUUCCAGUUAAUUCCUUUGUUCUGGAAAGUUGAUGGCCACCUGCUGGAACACUUACAAAACAAGAGAGUGGAGAAGAGACUGGAACAAUGGCUUGAACAGAACCCAUUGGACAGUUCUGGUCAUCAGAGCAGAACUCUGUUCAGGCACAAUCAUGAUGUGUUUGACUUACAUGGAAGAAGCGAGACAUCAAAUUCAAGUUUAUUCUCUGAGAACCCGAACUGUGAAAUAAAGAGCCCCGCUGAGCUUCCUGCAGGUGGGAAAUCCUGCCGCCAUGCUGACAGGGAACCACUUCAUCCUGAACUCCUCAGCACUAAGUCCCAACUCAUGGAGCAUCAGCACACUAAACAAAGGAAGAAGCCUCAUGUGUGCAGUGAAUGUGGGAAAGCAUUUGUCAAGAAGUCUUGGCUUGCUGAUCACCAGAAUCUUCACACAGGAGAGAAGCCCCAUCAAUGUGACCUCUGUGGGAAAGCCUUCUUUAGAAAGUUCCAGCUCACUGAGCACCAGAGGAUGCACAUGGGGGACAAACCUUACGAGUGUGCCGAAUGUGGCAAAGCCUUCCUCAAAAAAUCAGGUCUCAAUGUGCACCAGAAAACCCACACAGGAGAGAAACCAUUUAUUUGCAGCGAGUGUGGCAAGGGCUUCAUCCAGAAGGGAAACCUCAUGGUCCAUCUGCGGAUCCAUACGGGCGAGAAACCUUACACGUGCACCGAGUGUGGGAAAGGCUUCAGCCAGAAGACGUGUCUCACGGCACACCAGCGGAUUCACACUGGCACGAGUCCCUUUGUGUGUGGUGAGUGUGGGAAGACACUUUCCCAGAAAAUGGGUCUCAUCAAGCACCAGAGGACUCACACGGGAGAGAAGCCCUUUGAAUGCAGCCACUGCGGGAAGGGCUUUAUCGAGAAGCCACAGCUCGUGAUACACCAGAGGAUCCACACGGGGGAGAAACCCUACAGAUGCAGCAAGUGCGGGAAAUCAUUCAGAGGGAAGUCAGUCCUCAAUAAACACCUGAAAACUCACUUAGUCAAGGAAAUCCCUCCCUCAGCGAAGUCCCCCCAGAGCAGUGUUGUCCUCCAGGAGAAAAAUCUGAACACAGUGACAAUGCACCUCUCUCCUCUGGCCCCUCAGUCACCAGUUGGCAUCGGUGGGCUCCUGGCUAACAGGAGCAUGGUCUUAAUGGGACAGCCUGUGACCCGAUGGCCACCCACUGGAGACAACAGAGGGCUGGUCCAGGAGAGGAUCCUUAUGAACUCAGGAAAUGUGGUCAUGCCUUCAGUGGUCAAUUACGUUUUAUUUUAUGUCACUGGAAACUAGUGGGAAAAAACAAGACACAUUGUCUGAGGAAAAGGGUUGAGCAAAAAUUUCUAGCUCAGACGGUGGCUAAGAAGUAUACACUGUAAGAAAUCGUAUGAAUGUGGAGUGGAAGGGCAUAAUAUCCUCAUCCAGUUAGAUAUAUGCAUUGGUACAGAGGAAUAAUCUGAUGUUAACCCAACCGAUACACUUCAGUUGUUCUACUGUGUCGAAUAAAUGAAGGAAGGUAAGGUAA